AAAGACCCAUAAUUACUGCGCACCGGAUUGAAGAACGGUGGAGGUUUUGAAACGAAAACACUUUUUUUUUUUUUAUCGAAGAAACGUGGUACAUUAUGGUUAACAAUAUGUACAUGUUCAGUUAUUUGUUUUUAGUGGCGACGGGAUAUAUUUUUCAGAGUCAAUGCGAGAUCUACUCAUUGAACUACAUCUACACUGCCCUGUCAAAGCCAGUUGAAUUGCCUGGUAUCCAUGAGUUCACUGCCAUGGGCCUGAUGAAUGACAGACAGAUUGACUACUAUGACAGCGAUGUCAAGCAGAAGAUUCCCAGACAGGACUGGAUGAAGGAGAAGCUGCCACCAGACUACUGGGAAAAAGGCACUCAGUCCCGUAAGAGCAAGGAGCAGUGGUUCAAAGUCAACGUCAACAUCCUGAUGGAACGUAUGAAGCACAACAACACUGAUGUUCAUAUUCUUCAGUGGAAGCAUGGCUGUGAGGUUGACAAACAGAGUGAUGGUACAUUGAGCUUCAUAAAGGGCACUGACCAGUACAGCUAUGAUGGUGAUGACUUCCUGGCCUUUGAUGAUGUCACUAGUCAGUGGGUGGCCCCAGCUGUUCAAGCUCUGCCAACCAAGAGGAAGUGGGACGGGGUACAGAUCCUGAACCAGUACACCAAGGGUUACCUGGAGAAGGAGUGUGUGGACUGGCUGUCCAAGUUCGUGUCAUAUGGGCAUGAAACAUUCAGUAGUGCUGACAACCCUCCAAAGAUCUAUGGAUUUGCUAAAAAGGCUAAAACUAAAGGACAACUCCAACUGACCUGCAUGGCAACAGGUUUCUAUCCCAAAGAUGUAGAAAUGCAGAUUAGGAAGAAUGGUGUCCCAUUGACCAAAUAUGAUGGAGUCCAUUCUGAAGGAGUCCUACCCAAUAAUGACGACACCUACCAGAUCAGGAUGAGUGUGCAGAUCCCAGAGGCAGACACACAUGAUUAUGAAUGCCAUGUUGACCACAGAACACUGAAGGAGCCAAUUCGGAAGAAAUGGGAUGGAAAAUGCUGUGAUUGUGGACCAAACAUAGGUAUUUUCAUUGGUGCUGUUGGCUUGGUGGUCCUCCUCCUCUUCCUCCUCAUUUUGAUUCUGUGGAAGACGAACAAUAUAUGUAUCAGAAGACAAACUUUUAAGGAUCAGAAGCCCCAGGAUCCUCAAAAUGGUCAAACCCUACAUAAUGUGUACUCAGAAGGAGGAGUGAAACAGAACAUGCUGCCUAAUGGAAGUGGCUAGAUGACCAAUGCCUGCCAACAACCCUAAUAUCAGCAUAUGGAUGGUCAAUCAUUUUAUCAUUUUGCGUUGCUGUUGCUUUUUUAAUCAGACUGAUCAGUUUGAGACACACAUGCAAAUGGAAAUUAGAGAGAAGGAUUCGAAAGAGCAAGUUAGUCAAGAGAGUCAUAGAGCCAGUUAAUUGAUAGAAGUCAUAGAACAGUAAAUUGAGAGUCAUACUGAAGAAUAAUGUAUUGCUUGAUUAGCUGUUAUUUGAGAGUCAUAAAGUCAUAUGAAUAGGUAAUUUGAGAAGUAGACAAUAAUUAUUAAGUGUUGCCUAGCUGGCAAACCUGAUCUCAACCCAAUCAAACAUGCAUUUCACUUGCUGAAGACAAAACUUGCAGAAAGACCCAUAAACAAACAAGAACUGAAUAGAGCUGCAGUUAAGGCCUGGCAAAGUAUCACAAAUGAGGAAACCCAAUGUUUGAUGAUGCCCAUGUGUUCCAGACUUCAAUAAUCAUUGCAUGCAAAGUAUUCUCGACAAAGUAUUAAAAAUGAACACUUCAUUUAUGAUUGUGUUAAUUUGUCCAAUUACAUUUGAGCCCCUGAAAUAAGGGGACUGUGAAUGAAAAUAGUUGCAAUUCAUAAAUGUUGCAUACAAAUCUUUUGUUCAACCCCUUGAAUUAAAGCUUAAAGUCUGCACUUCAA
Molecule: messenger RNA, 1940 nt
Organism: Esox lucius (northern pike)
Lineage: Eukaryota; Metazoa; Chordata; Actinopteri; Esociformes; Esocidae
Product: H-2 class I histocompatibility antigen, Q10 alpha chain-like
Exons: 8
Coding region: 96-1256 (386 amino acids)
Biological process (GO): immune response
Cellular component (GO): external side of plasma membrane
Source: RefSeq, a predicted model, not a curated record